Molecule: messenger RNA, 666 nt
Organism: Tigriopus californicus
Lineage: Eukaryota; Metazoa; Arthropoda; Copepoda; Harpacticoida; Harpacticidae
Product: perlucin-like protein
Exons: 2
Coding region: 63-572 (169 amino acids)
Molecular function (GO): signaling receptor activity
Source: RefSeq, a predicted model, not a curated record
AACAUGUGUUUAUAACAGCAAGUACACAUUGCUGACCUGCCCAUUGAGUGACCGUCGCAACAAUGAACUCCAUUUGCCAUUCCCUUUUGCUCCUUCUGGCCCUAUCUCAUGCUCAACCAUUGACUUUGGUGGAGCUUGAGGCUCGAAGUGAAUGUCAACCAGGUUGGAUCGAGCUCCCCGGAUAUGGUUGCUAUCUCUUUGACUUGAAUUGGAGCUUGGACUGGCUUCAAGCUGCUCGGAAUUGUCAGAAACUCGGCGGUCAUUUGGUAGAGAUCGAGACUCAAGAUGAGCAGAACGGUCUCACAUCCAUUGCCAGGAUCAUUGGCGAGGACUUCUGGAUUGGACUCACGGACAUUGGCCAUGACGGCAAUUAUAGGUGGAUGUAUUCUGGCAACGAGGUCUCCUACACGAAUUGGGCGGCAAACGAGCCCGAUGGAGGCAUCCCACAAUCGUGUGUGAUGAUGUUUUCUGGCUAUGGAUACGACUUCGGAUGGACGGAUAUUAAGUGCACAGAAUGGAGCGCUCAUCCUUUGUGCGAAGCCAACUACUAUCAAGGUCGAAAAAUGUAUUGAAAAUCCAUUCCAAAAGAGAGAAUCAUAGGGACUGUCAAGCUUUCACUUCACGUUUUCAUGAAUAUAUUGACGAUUAGUUUUCAUCCUCCCAACA